Messenger RNA from Sitophilus oryzae (rice weevil), 590 nucleotides. Its product is annotated as short/branched chain specific acyl-CoA dehydrogenase, mitochondrial-like. The transcript has 3 exons. Bases 51 to 455 code for a protein of 134 amino acids. Gene Ontology annotation, cellular component: mitochondrion. NCBI's taxonomy places the organism in Eukaryota, Metazoa, Arthropoda, Insecta, Coleoptera, Curculionidae. Gene Ontology annotation, molecular function: acyl-CoA dehydrogenase activity. The record is from RefSeq and is a predicted model, not a curated record.
AAUUGCCUAGAUGUAUUAACAUUGAAGGUAGAAUUGGUAUAGCGGCACAAAUGUUAGGUCUAGCUCAAGGAUGUUUCGAUGCUACCAUUCCUUACACGUUAGAAAGACAGCAAUUUGGGACACCUAUAUUCCACUUUCAGGGAAUGCAACACCAAAUUGCCCACGUGGCCGCUCAAAUUGAAGCGGCACGAUUGCUGACCUACAACGCUGCCAGAUUGCUGGACCAAGGAGCGCCCUUCAUUAAAGAAGCGUCCAUAGCCAAAUACAUAGCCUCCGAAGUAGCCCAACAAACCACUGUUAAAUGUAUCGACUGGAUGGGAGGGGUAGGAUUCACCAAAGAUUUCCCACAAGAGAAAUUCUACAGGGAUGCAAAAAUAGGUAGCAUUUACGAAGGAACCAGCAAUAUACAACUUACAACAAUAGCAAAAUCAAUUGAGAAGCAGUACAAACAAUAGUUAUAAUUUUUAACUUAAAUUCUAAAUUGAAUUUGUAUAAAGUUUCAUAAAUCUGUUUUUUAUAUACCUGUUUAUAUACAUAACCUGUAUUAUUUACAAUGUUUCCAAUAUAUUUUUUAUGAAUUAACCUGAUAA